Ostertagia ostertagi is the source of this 744-nucleotide messenger RNA. Lineage: Eukaryota; Metazoa; Nematoda; Chromadorea; Rhabditida; Trichostrongylidae. The record is from the annotation of a GenBank genome assembly.
AUGUCUUUUUCUUCUCGUGUCUGUCAGUUUCCUUGUUGUAGCAGUGCGAUGUCAUCCGCUCCUUGUUCAUCAGUUGCAUGCUUGUAUAGGCUGAUGAGUACGCGUUUCGCUCAUAAAUUCUCAUACGUGUAUAGAAAAACAGGCAGAACUGCAAACACUUGCAUUCUACCGCGACAGUCUUGGCGUUACGAUGUUGCAAUAAAGAAGAACUUCCAACGAAUGAUUGGUAAACGAUUUGGAUAUGAAAUGGGUCUGGAAGACCGAAUUCUGCUGUCGUCACUCGGGCAACGUGAGCGACGCUUGGAUCAAAAGAAGAUUAAUCAGUUGUCAGCGAUUCUUGAAGCGAAAAUUGCUGAAGCUGCUUCGGCAAAUGAAGAAGUGUCUUCUUAUGCCGUGCAGUUCACCAAGGUGCAAGUUAACAGCUCAUUCACUAACGUGAAGAUUUGGUGGCUUUGCGACGGCGUGAACGAUACGAAGAUUGAAGAGUGUCUGGAACGUCACCGUCACUCUUUACGGAAAGCGUUAGCGGACUCUGUGGGUGUCAACUGUCCUGAAUUGCACUUUUUGCCUGACCGGUCAAAGUUACUGGAAGAGGAAAUGGAUAGGCUGUUCCGAAUAGCUGACUAUGGCAUGGAUUACCGAGCUGUGAGCCACACAGGACGAGUGUUAGGAGGUGCUGAAACUGGAAAAUCGAAGCGCUCGCUCAAAAAAAUAAUCGAUUCUGAAAAUUCUGAUAAAACAUAA